AUGGACAAGUCACCGUAUGCACGCUAUCUCCACACCAACUACUCCCCCUCGGCUUCAGAAAUCCUUGAUAUCAAGAACCUCCUAACAGAACCACUCGAACGUUUAUCUACCUUGGAUUCCGAAAUCGAGCGGCUGGAGUCGAUUAUCUGCGCCCUAUAUGACCAACGGUCCGCUCUGAGUGAGGAGAUCGAGGCUCAUCGAGCACUUAUCUCUCCUUUUCGUCGACUACCUCUCGAUAUUAUGGAGGAGAUCUUCACUCAUUGUCUUCCUACACAUCAUAACGCCGUCAUGAGCGUUAAAGAAGCUCCCCUCUUGCUGGGUCGUGUUUGUAGCGCAUGGAGAUCUAUCGCUCUGUUAACUCCACGGCUUUGGGCAAGCCUUCACAUCCCGACGCCUACACCAGACUCUAUUUCUGAUUCCGCAUCCGUCCGCAAGAUGGCGACACGCUGCGAGGCGGUGAGGGAUUGGAUCCUCCGUUGGGGGGAGAUUCCUCUCUCUAUUUCGCUCUACACUCCGGAUCCCCUUUAUUCUUUCAGCAGUCCGCCUGAUUCCCAGGAGGACAUGGAAGCUUUUAGGAGUGUGUCAAGGCAGAUCCUCCCUUUUAGCCGCCGAUGGAAGGCUGUUGACCUCAGGGCAAUGGAAGGCUCCUUUACACAUUUACAAGACAUCGUGGAGGGCGAUGUUCCGAUGCUGGAAUCCCUUUCCAUCGCUAGCAUACCUAUGAGAACUUUGGGACUGCAAGUUCUUUCCCAAAAUUCUAGGAGACCCUGGAAGAAAUCUUCGGGUAUCCUCUCAGCUCCAAAACUGCGAAGGCUUUCUUUAACGAGUCUCAGACAAAAUCUCCUUGACUUGCCAGUACGUUGGUCGCAGCUUACUCACCUCAAAUUGGACGAAGAGGGUUUGGCUCGGUCCUCAGACAGGCUCCUUAGGCACAUAUAUCAGUCACUGUGUCACGUACCAAACGUAGUAGCCGGACAUGACAAUGACUCGUAA
This is a messenger RNA of Laccaria bicolor S238N-H82, 993 nucleotides long. RefSeq lists its product as uncharacterized. The transcript has a single exon. The record is from RefSeq and is a predicted model, not a curated record. The coding region runs from base 1 to 993 and encodes 330 amino acids. NCBI's taxonomy places the organism in Eukaryota, Fungi, Basidiomycota, Agaricomycetes, Agaricales, Hydnangiaceae.